CGACGGUUGCCUGAGAACCGAUAUUUUAAUAAGUAUUCCGAGGGCAGCGUAAGCUUCCAUAAGCCUACAUUCUUCGGCCCCAAACAUACGCCUAACAAGAUGACGGCUACAAAGACCAAGAAAAACAAGCGCGCCAACAAGGCCGUCAGGACGAAGCGCACAAUAAUCGAAGACGAAGACGGCUGGGCCCACGUCGUCGGCGGCCGAACGAUCAAGCCUGACGCGACUAAGGCAAAAAUCAAGAAAUGGGGCUUCGAUGUCGUGAUCUAUACCCUCGAAGAAGUAACGGCAAAAUAUGAGAGCCUAAAGGAUAAAUGGGAAGAGAGCAACGCCUGCAAGGAGCUUAUAAAGCUCGUUCAGCCGUAUGAGGGGAAGAGUCAGGUCAAGAAUGUGGUGAUUAUGGGACUGGGGUCGUUUCAGACGCGGAUGGGGGAUUUCUCGAGGACUACUUUUACGCAGUUGGCUGCGUUGGCCACGAUUAGGAAAACUUUAGCGAUAUUGGAAAUUCCCGUGAUAGCACAAGAUCCAGCCUUUUCUCUCCUCGAUAAAGAAUUUUUGCAGUCUCUUGGCUUUAAAGUUUUCGAGAGCCCCGAAGGAUUUGACCUCAUCGACUCCAGCUCGUUGGUAUACGCCAUCCACUGCUAUCCAGUCGUCUAUGACGAAGUUGGAAAGAAGGGCCCGCCAGCUGUUCUUAUUGGGAAUGACCUUUCACGCCUAACCGAUGAAUCGAAGGAUUUCAUUAAGGUAUAUCCGGAUAUCCUGACUUGUUACGAAAGCCUUGAGAGCCUCUUCCCUUUUCCUCAGUCCAAAGACGAUUCGCCUCAGUCCAGAGACGAUUUCUCAGAUACCAUCUGGUACCGCAGCAAAAUGUUUGAGUUGGAUUGAAUGACCCUGGAACUACGUGAGAUCUGAAAGUUAGACCUGCUAAAUUGGCCACAGAGGCAUGGAGCCUACUAGAAACAAGCUCGCCAUGGACAGUCGUCAGCACUAGGGUUUGCUGGCAAAGAUGUGCCUGUGGUAAAAGAAUCGGUUCAUGAUUGUCCCGGAUAUGGCGCUCUGAGGUAUAUGGCUACCUCGAGUGAGAAACAUGAGGCACGAGGCUUAGCUCGCCUUUGGACACACACUGAUAGCUCGGACACCGUAUGUCCUAUCCGAGCGAGUGUGCGCAAUUUCUACACCCUUGAGGCUGUCAGAUAACAGGGCGAAUGAAAGCUAUAUAGAUAUAGCUAUUAGAAUAGCAUACCAGUGAUACCCUGAAAUAUUGAGGAGAGCUAGAGAUAUGUGCUUGUUUGGUCAUGAGCUCAAUAUUUUAAGAGUGGAUUGAAAUACUAAGGUCGAUUUGAACAACUGAGCAAAUAGCUUCGCAACUUGACACCGGGUUACUUGAUAGCAGGGAAAAUGACCGUAGCUAAUUUGUAGCCAUUGUGAUAGUUGAAAUUGCCGUGGGUGGACUGUUUCGAGUGGAGCG
This is a messenger RNA of Pseudogymnoascus verrucosus, 1468 nucleotides long. RefSeq lists its product as uncharacterized. The transcript is spliced from 3 exons. The coding region runs from base 100 to 885 and encodes 261 amino acids. The record is from RefSeq and is a predicted model, not a curated record. NCBI's taxonomy places the organism in Eukaryota, Fungi, Ascomycota, Leotiomycetes, Thelebolales, Thelebolaceae.